Panicum virgatum (switchgrass) is the source of this 7026-nucleotide messenger RNA. Its product is annotated as probable serine/threonine-protein kinase At1g09600. Gene Ontology annotation, biological process: protein phosphorylation; positive regulation of transcription elongation by RNA polymerase II. The transcript is spliced from 8 exons. The record is from RefSeq and is a predicted model, not a curated record. Gene Ontology annotation, cellular component: nucleus; cyclin-dependent protein kinase holoenzyme complex. The coding region runs from base 4501 to 6540 and encodes 679 amino acids. NCBI's taxonomy places the organism in Eukaryota, Viridiplantae, Streptophyta, Magnoliopsida, Poales, Poaceae. Gene Ontology annotation, molecular function: RNA polymerase II CTD heptapeptide repeat kinase activity; ATP binding; cyclin-dependent protein serine/threonine kinase activity.
AGCAAGUAAAAGUUGAAUUUGUUUGCUUAUUGGCCGUUAAUAUCUGAUCCCCUCCGCUCUAUCCGAAUCAACCUCUUUCCCUCCAUAAACCUCUCCGCGCCCCGGCGAUGCCAUCCAUGGCGUCCUCCGCCUCUUCCUCCUCUUUCUCUUCCGUCGCCGCCAUUCGCCACCCCCAAUUUCUCCCUGCCAAGACCGCCUCCCCUCCCAAACCACUCACUCAUCCAUUCCCCGCGCGGCGUCCACCCCGCGCGCAGCUCGUCGGCGCCGCGUCCACCCCCCGCACGUCGCAGGCCGAGCUCCGUCCGGACUCCAAGAACGCCUCCGCGCUGUCCGCCGAGCUCCGCCGCCUCGCGCGCGCGGGGCGGCUCCCGUCCGCGCUCGCCCUCCUCGACCACCUCUCCCACCGUGGCGUGCCAGCCACCGCCUCCGCCUUUGCCGCGCUCCUCUCGGCCUGCCGCUCCCUCCCGCACGCGCGCCAGGUCCAUGCGCACCUCCGCGUCCAUGGUCUGGACACUAACGAGUUCCUACUCGCCCGGCUCGUCGAGCUCUACCUCUCGCUCGGCGCCGCCGACGAUGCGCGCGGGGUGCUCGACGCGAUGCCGCAGCGUGGAGCGACCGCCUACUCGUGGAACGCGCUCCUGCAUGGCCACGUUCGCCGUGGCCGCGGCGAGGCAGCGGGCCCUGUCGCUGACGCGUUCGCGGAGAUGCGCGCUGCAGGGGCCGAUGCCAACGAGUACACCUACGGCUGUGUGCUCAAGUCCAUCUCCGGGAGCGCCAGGCCGUCGAUGGCCAUGGCAACCGCCACGCACGCGACGCUCAUCAAGAACGCGUUCGCUGGCGCGCCGGGGAUGCUGAUGACUGGGCUAAUGGAUGUCUACUUCAAGUGCGGGAAAGUGAAGCUUGCUGUUAGGGUGUUCGAGGAAAUGACUGAGAGGGAUGUCGUCGCAUGGGGGGCGGCCAUUGCUGGAUUCGCGCACAAGGGGAUGAAGAGAGAGGCGCUGGAGCAUUUCCGGUGGAUGGUAGAGGACGGGGUCAAGGUCAACUGCGUGGUGCUCACGUCAAUUGUGCCGGUCAUCGGAGAGCUGCGGGCGCAGAACUUGGGUAGAGAAAUUCAUGGAUUUGUGGUGAAGAAGUUUGGAGAUCGUAAAGAUGUUGCAAAGGUCUAUGCAGGGUUGGUUGACAUGUACUGCAAGUGUGGCGAUAUGAUCUCAGGUAGGCGAGUGUUCUAUACCAGCAAGAACAGAAAUGCUGUGUCGUGGACAGCUUUGAUGUCUGGGUAUGCAUCCAAUGGCAGGCCAGACCAGGCACUGUGGUGCAUAGCUUGGAUGCAGCAAGAAGGAAUCAGGCCAGACCUCAUUGCUGUGGGGACUGUCCUCCCAGUUUGCACAAAGUUGAAAGUAUUGAGGGAGGGGAAGCAGCUCCAUGCAUAUGCUUUAAGGAAGUGGUUCCUGCCCAAUGUCUCCUUGUGCACAUCACUGAUCACCAUGUAUGGUUCCUGUGAUCGCUUGGAAUACUGUCACCGGGUGUUCCGUGAUAUGGACAAGAAGACUGUACAAGCUUGGACUGCAUUGGUUGAUGCCUAUCUCAAGAAUGGAAACCCAUUGACUGCUGUUGAUUUGUUCAGAUCGAUGCUGCUGACAAACCGUAGGCCAGAUACUGUUGCCAUUACGAGGAUGUUGAGUGCCUGCUGUGAUAUUGGGGCAUUAAAACUUGGCAAGGAAGUGCAUGGUCAGGUGCUAAAGUUGCGGAUGGAACCUCUCCCUUUAGUGGCAGCAGAACUAGUAAACAUGUACGGAACGUGCGGAGACCUCAAGGCAGCACAGAGGGUUUUUAAUCGAACUGAGUCCAAGGGAUCCCUGACUUGCACUUCAAUAAUAGAAGCUUAUGCAAUCAAUCAGAAGCACAAGGAGGCACUGGAUCUUUUUGCUUGGAUGCUGUCAAAUAAAUUUGUUCCUACCAAGGCUACUUUCGACGUGGUUAUGAGAAUCUGCAAUGCUGCAGGGUUACAUGAUGAAGCCCUUCAAAUUUUUAACUCCAUGGUGCAGGAAUACAACCUGGAAGCAUCUCAAGAGAAUUUUGACUGCAUCAUCCACCUUCUUGUUGGUGCCGGUAGGAUUUCGGAAGCACAGCGGUUUUCUGACCUGAAAUCUACUCUGUUUAAUUUACCAACUCCAGUUUUGGACUCUGAACAGCAGUGAUUUUGUGCAGGUUCUUUACCUUUUACCUCCUACCAAUAUGUUUUUUAUGAUUUUUCAAAGUGAUACGGAUACUCCUUUUCAUAGUUGUAAACCUACUGCAAAGCAACAUUCUUUCUGACCGACUGGCAAUUACAUCACUUCUUGAGUGUGUAAUUUAACAUUCAUCAUACUGUACUAGCAAGAAAUAAUAUUGUUGGCAUUAUUCUCUCAGCAACAACAUGAUUUGCAUAACAAUGAAAUAUGAAUUUCAUUUAGUUUGUUGUUAUUAUUAUCAUUAUGAAUUAUUUGCUUAUAUAUUACACUGUGUUUAGAGUCUUAUUUAAUAUGCUACAAGCAAUUAACUUCCCCUCUGCAGCACUCAGUGAGCCAUGACAAUUUAUAAAUUAUUUUUUAUCACCUUUAGUUUUGUGAAGAUUGAAAAGAUAUUCCAUUACCAACUAGUCCACUACCCUCAACCAAAUUGUUGGAGGCUUGGAUAUAGACAAAGUUUGGCUGCUGACCCUACCAAAGCAUGGGAUCAAGUGAUGAAACACUGGUGCCAAAGGUUGAUUACCAGCUACUCAAUCACAGGACCUUGACAUGUGAGAAAAACAAUAUGACAAGCUUUUGCACUCCUUCAUAUGCAUAUCUAUCUUAGAUAGAUCAAUUUCUGAUAUCUGAUGUCCAUUCACGACAUACGGAUAUAUAAGGUGUCACCCUCCAGAAUAACAUGCUUCAUGCUGAGGACUGCUACCUACCUUGAAGCUUGAAGAUGCAAUAUCAGCAUGGUGAGCAUUAUAUGAUUGGGCGCAUCUCCCAGUACCCCUGCUAUCGCCUGUCCUUCCAUGACUCUGGUAACAAAGCCCAAGACACCACUAUGUGAUGAGGGGCUUAAAGCUCCAUUACAAUUAUUCUUCAAUAAAGGAGCAUUUAAUAUCAGCCAUCUUUUACAAACUGGACUUCCCAAGCGUGAGAUAUUAGUAUUUAAGUUUAACGCUUCAUAAUGAUAUACAACCAAGCUCCAAGAUGCAUAUUUGCUCUGUGAUCUGUUUGUUUUCCCUCCAUUUGAUUUAUUUAUUGCAUGGCAGUAUGACACCGUUUCCACAUCCACAUGGAUCUUUAUUCUGAAGCACAUAGGACAGCAUUUAUCCGGCUUCACACCCCAGCAAGCUAUCUUCCAUCUUAGUGGUAAAUGUUAUGUGUUGUGUGCAAACCUCCAAAAAAUGCCUUUACUUUGUUUGAAAUUUGCACUUUCCAAAUCCCGAAACCAUGGGAAACUUGCAGUACUUAUGUACUGCCGCCCUGCCGCUCUAGGAAGAAACAUCUCUUCCAGAUUUCUUAAACACAAGGCAUUUCAUCUCGUGUUGGUAUAGUCAGAACCAUUUCAGCAUCUUUCACGAAAGAUAUCCUUCCCAAAUCGCUCAUCCUAUUCGGGUCAAUUAAUUCAGAUCCCUUCUGGCCAAGCACUUGACCUCCAAAAGAAAAAAAAAACACCUCCUUAUAUCUAUGGAUAAUUCCAAUAUUAUGUAGAUCUUUCUGUAAUAUGAUAAUAAAUUAAAUAACUAUGCAUGCUUUUUUUUGUCCAUGAUAGUGGCAUGGAAGAAAAGAAACUGCAUAACUGAUAACUAUUUUUAGAUAAUAAAUAUAACCAUUAACUAAUUUUAGCCAUCAGAAACCCUCUCAUCCAUUCCUUUCCAGAUGGUCGUUAGUAACUUCUAAUGGUUCGCUUCUUUUCUCUUUGAUUUUUUUUUCCACAUUUUAUCACAUGUAUUUCUCUAGAACAAAGAAAGAAGAGAAAUGAAAGGAUUUUUACAAAAUCUAUCUUACUUGGAAUCUGUCUUCUAUCUUGAAUUCAAUUUUAUUAUCUGUUGUUAUUUUUUGCAAUCACCCCUCUCUGUCCAAGUUCUGAAAUGAGGAGUGAAUGCCAUAAUGUUUUCUUGAAGAGGAAGAACGUAUCGAUACCAGUUUUUUGGUUCUUGUUGCUGGCAUGUUCCCUCACACCAAGCUGAAUUUUUUAUCGUACAUGGCUUUUGUCUUUUGCUUAUGAUGACACGUCCAACAAACUGUCCAUAGGGUCAGAGCUCUGCUUUUUCCCAGAGGUGAGUUUCUAUAACGUUUGGUGCUUCGUAUUUACUCAAGUAAGUUUUAAAGAAUUCAUGUGCAGUUAAUUUUUGGUAUACUGGUCGGAUUCGUACAAAUUUAUGUAAAUUGAUUAGCUGCCAUCCUUGAAACUAUUACCUUAAGGUUCAAUUUGUGUUUCGCAUUUCAGUUUCUCUCCAAUCCAGGUCAAUUCAUCUUUCCCCGUAAAAAAGAAAAGGCUUCCAUGUUUUUUCUGCCCAGAAAGAAACAUUUAGUUUGUUUCUUAAUAUUAUCUGAAAAGCAUAGAAAACUCACACUAUGUUGUUUGAAUCAUCGUUUGGAAAAUCAGGCAAUGGUCAUUUAUUGUCAAGUGCAGAGAUUAGCAAGAAAAACUGCAAAAAUUGGUUUCAGUGCGAUUAACUCGUUCAAGAAGAAGGCAUUGCAUCUUAUGGGCUGCCUUUGCUCUAAAGGCGCCAAAGAUGAUAAUGCCACUUCUGGACACAGAACACCAUCAAGGAGAGAUGACUCUACAGUUGCAACAAGUACUGCGGUGCUGAAUGGAAAGUUCAAAGAAAAUACAUUCAACUCCAGCACAUUCGAUUCAACGAAGGUGGUAGCUUUAGAUGCUAGGAUCAGCAGUGGUAACAAUGCUGACCUUAAAGGGCUCUCAGGUGAGCAUGUAGUUGCUGGUUGGCCAGCUUGGCUCAUCAAUGUGGCACCUAAAGCAGUAGAAGGAUGGUUGCCUCGGCGAGCAGAUUCAUUUGAGAAAUUGGCCAAGAUUGGUCAAGGAACUUAUAGUAUCGUGUAUAAAGCUCGGGAUGUCGAAUCAGGGAAAAUUGUCGCACUUAAAAAGGUGCGGUUUUUCAAUAUGGACCCCGAAAGUGUGCGCUUCAUGGCUAGAGAAAUUCAUAUUCUUCGGAAACUGGAUCAUCCAAAUGUCAUAAAGCUUGAAGGGAUUAUAACAUCUCGUGUUUCACAGAGCCUCUAUCUUGUUUUCGAGUAUAUGGAACACGACCUUGCUGGUCUUGUUGCAACUCCAGGCCUCAAGCUCACUGAGCCACAGAUAAAGUGCUUCGUUCAGCAGCUGCUACAUGGCCUUGAUCAUUGCCACAAAAAUGGGGUUCUGCAUCGAGACAUCAAAGGCUCAAACCUGUUAAUUGAUGGCAAUGGAAUGCUGAAGAUUGGAGAUUUUGGCCUGGCCAUAUCCUACGAUCCCAACAAUCCACAACCGCUGACAAGCCGUGUUGUGACAUUAUGGUACAGACCACCAGAGCUUUUGCUUGGUGCCGCGGAGUAUGGUGCUGCUGUGGAUAUGUGGAGUACAGGGUGCAUUUUGGCAGAACUGUUUGCUGGCAAACCUAUCAUGCCGGGAAGAACCGAGGUGGAGCAAAUUCACAAGAUCUUUAAGCUAUGUGGGUCACCACCCGAGUAUUAUUGCAAGAAAUCAAAGGUGCCAGAAACAGCAAUGUUCAAGCCUCAGCAGCAAUAUGGGCGGUGUGUUGCUGAGACCUUCAAAGAUUUUCCCCCUCCAGCUGUAGUUCUCAUAGAUUCCUUGCUUUCACUAGAGCCAGAAGUUCGUGGAACAGCUGCCUCAGCUCUUCAAAGUGAUUUUUUCAGAACCAAACCACUUGCUUGCGAUCCUUCAAGCCUACCGAAACUUCCACCAAGCAAAGAGUAUGAUGUUAGACUCAGGCAAGAAGAGGCGAGGAGGCAAAGAAACGCAGAGCUUGGUGGACGAGGAGCUGAAUCUGUUAAACCCGGAAAUGAGAAUCAUGUAACCAGUCGCGCCAUUGAUAUUGCCGCUCAAGUGAAGCAACCCACACAUAAUACUUCAAAGAGCACGUGUGAGAAGUUUAACACAGAGGACAGUGUGCCAGGGUUCCGGGUGGAGCCACGGGCAUUGCCAACCUCAGUGCAGGUUCCUGAAUGUGGAUCAACAUGGAACAUGAGGGGUUACGCCGAUCACCAUGCAGUUCCUGGUCGUGUUUGCAGCUCUGUUCGUGUCGCCAGGAAGAAAGGACAAUCGCAUUCAAAUCUACCACAGUAUGAUGCAACAGAUUUGAAGAAUGGUAUUGAGGUUACCGAUCAUAACCAGCCAGCUGAUAGGCCUGCUUCUUCUCAAAAGAAGGACCUACAGGAGAACCAUGGAAGGAAGUACAAAAGGAUACACUACUCCGGGCCAUUGAUGCCACCAGGAGGAAACAUUGACGACAUGCUGAAGGAGCACGAGAGGCACAUUCAAGAAGCGGUGCGCAAGGCACGCCUUAGCAAGGGGAGCAGAUAGCUAGGAGAACAUAGAGCAGCUGGAGGUCCUAGGAGAAAUGAACAAGGGUUCAAUGGUGCUGCUGGCGCUUUCAACACUUAGAAAUUAGAAUUCAUGCACAGCACUUUUCAGCGAGCUGCCAUGUUAAGCUGCUGCAAGAGUCCUUGCAUCGGAAGGCGAUAUUGCUCGAUACCAUCGCAAAGAUCAGUAAGUUGGGAGCAUCAUACUACAAAGAGAAUGAGUGGAUUACAUCGCAAAUAUCAUUUAGUUCUCAGGUAAAGAAAUGAGCAAGGGGGUUUGCAGAGCCUGGGUGAAUACAGAGGUUUUUCAUCUUCGUUCUGUUUAGAGAAUGAGCACCCAAAUGUAGGCUUUUUUUUUGUAAAGUUUUGUUUUAGUUGUAAUGUUGUCAUCGUAAAGUUCUUCAUCCCUUUUUCUGACAAAACUCUGGAGUAUGAAACAUAUGAGUUGAAUUUGAAGCUCCAAACGAACAGUUUCAUGUUUCUUUAA